Messenger RNA from Ornithodoros turicata, 963 nucleotides. RefSeq lists its product as uncharacterized. The coding region runs from base 354 to 959 and encodes 201 amino acids. The record is from RefSeq and is a predicted model, not a curated record. NCBI's taxonomy places the organism in Eukaryota, Metazoa, Arthropoda, Arachnida, Ixodida, Argasidae. The transcript is spliced from 8 exons.
AAAAAAGAAAGCAAGGAGACAUCCAUCACCAUUCUCAGAUAUGGAGAGUGGAAGUGAUGACAGUAUCGUACUAUCAUCACAGAUGAAACUGGCAGAGAAAGAGGCUGACAGGUUGAAGGCUGAUCUCCGAAUAGAGCGCCACAAGUGUACUGACCUCAUGGAACGUGUGAGGUUUCUGGAAUCGGGGCUUGAUUCAAAGCUAACUGAAAUGCGAACCAUGCUUGAUACAAUAAGGUCAUUGCUUGCCCCAGGCACCGGUCAGGGAAAUGGGUCAUUGGGGGAGGCCAAGGGAAGUUACAGUGGUUCUCACUUAGAGAGGCGACCAAGAUGAGGAUGUUCUGCUUUCAGACAGCAUGCAUGAGGAAUCUAUCUUCAGUGAGCUCUGCGCUGUCGAAGCUGUUUCCAGUGGGUCCUGCAUGCGACAACCACAGCAUGAAAAUCUGGUGCACUCAGGGAGGUCUGCCAUGGGAGAUCGAGAUCAGCCAAGGGAUUUCUGCCAUGCUAGUCAAACUGUGACUGCUGCCAUAGCCGCUGAGCCUCCUGGUAAGGGCGCAUUUGACAACAGGUUGACCAAUGCAAAACCCUUGUCCAAGCUUGAUGACGGCAGGUUUCAUGUCCGGAAUGGUUUUGUCCUCACGGAAGAACAAGCUUAUAAAAUAUUCAGAAACAAGAGGCCAACGCUUGUGAUGAAGGAUAUGGCAAAGGCCAUAUCGGGUGACACCGUCCUUGCAGUGCGAACCUACAGUGGGAAGACUGCGCCAAAAGACCGUCGGGAUCCAGAGGCACCUAUCAGGAAGGAGCUGACGCCAAUGAAAGUCGGACUUGUCAUUGAUGCAGUCAUACACUGGGGAAGAGAAAAUAAGGUUGACGUCUCUACGUGCAUCGAGAAGAGAGGAAUCAUACUGUCAGAAAAAAUACAAGAUGCGCGGAAGAGUGCGAGGCGUCACCUCUCAGUUUAGUCAU